AAUGAGUAAACACAAGCAUAGAAGAACCUAAUCAAAUUCAGAAGUUGAUUUAAGAAAUGCUUUAUGUCAAUAAGAUGAUAAGAAACACUUCAUUGAGAUAUUUAAUCAUGUAUUCAAUAAUUUCAUUUUUAUUAAUAGGCAUCACACAUUUAACCUUAAAUUCCAGAAAAAGAAGUUAUAAUUGAAAAAUUAGAAGAUGAUUAUGCAAUGCAACAUCUCAAAGAGAAUUGCGGUUUAACAUUUGGUAAUUCCAAAAAAAAAUCAAAUUUUGGAUCAUAUUAACCAAACAAUCUAUUUUUGAUACCUGAAUAGAAUGAUUUGUUAUCAAGUGUUGAAUAAACCUAAGAAUCAGGUAAAAAGUUGACUUCAGGAAUUAAAUUGAAUGUGAAUACUUAAAAAAGAUAAACAUAUAGUGUUGAAUAAAAAAAUAAUAAUGAUCAAAAAGAGAAUUUAAAAAAUGAACACAAUAGAUAAAAUUCAACAUUAAUAAGUUAAAUAGUAUAAAUAUACAUUUAAAAUAUAGUAAGCUUAAUUAAGAGAUGUUACUCAUUUGAUGAAUAGUGAUAAAUUAGAUUUAUUCAAUAAAAUGAGUUUUACUAAAGAACUACAAAAGAAAACUACAGUUUUACCUGUUCAAGUUCCAUUUAGUCAUUAAACAACAUUAUAACCAUCCUUAAAUCAUAAUUAUUCUCAAUAAUAAUAAUCUUAAUCUUAACAUUAAUAGGCAUCAAAUCAAAUCUAAAAUAAUAUACUCUAAUAAUAAAAUCUUAAUAUAUAAUCCUAAUAAUUAAUUCAUCAAAAUUCUUAAAAAAAUGUUACUAAACAUACUAUAACUCCUGAUAGAAAAAGAACUCCUUCAAUGGCAAUUAAUAAACCAUCAGGAAUAGAAGCACCAUUCUAAAAAUCUGAUAAAUCAAUUAAUGAAAGUGAAAAAUUAAAAAAUAAUCUUUCAGUCUCGAUUUUUAAUAAUCUCUUUCAAUAAAAUAAAAAAAUUUCUAUUAGUCAUAUUGCAAAUAAACCAGAUUAAUAAAAUGAUUCUUUUAGAAAAUUAGAAACAUAAAUGAAAAAAAUUGAAAGAGAAUUAAUGUCAUUAAAAUAGAGAUAAGAUUAACAGGAUGAAAUAAAUAAAACUAUACAAUAAUAACUAUAAUAAGUUAUUCAUGAUAGUAGAAAAUAAAGAGAAGUAUCAAUUUAAAUAUAUCAAAGUAAGGUCAUUUGUCCUUAAAAAAGUUGGAGUAGCUAGAAAUGAUUACUAGGAGAAAUGAAGAAUCCAUUAUGUACUUAAGGUAAACUUUAGGUGGUCAUAAGAGAAUAGAUUCAACAACACAUUAAACGUAUAAUAUUUUAUAAUUAUUAAGUGAUUCCACUGAAUUAAGUGAUUAACAUAGAAGAUUUACUGAUUUGAAGAGUUUAAACAGAUAUAUUUGA
Messenger RNA from Paramecium pentaurelia, 1428 nucleotides. NCBI's taxonomy places the organism in Eukaryota, Ciliophora, Oligohymenophorea, Peniculida, Parameciidae. The record is from the annotation of a GenBank genome assembly.